UUUUUUUUUUUGUUCUUUAAAGGUCUUGAAAGUUUAAUAUCGUAUGGAAUUUCCCCUAAAAAAUUUUUUGGAAAAACUUGUUGAGCGAAAGAAUUUCGAAGAGUUUUUUUUUUUUUUGAAAGUAACGCAGUUGUUUUUCUUUUGUUUCUCUGUAAUAACCUUUUCUUCAUUAGGCUAGCGGUUAAAGCAGCCAUAAAGAUAAUAAAAGAAAUUUCUUGGCACAUGUGCCAAAAGGGCUAAAAAUAAUAGUGACAUCCGGAAAAAUAAUCUGUUUCUUUGGCGCUGGAUUGCAUUCUUCCCUUCCCGAAAAUGGCUUUGUAGAACGCCACACGAUAUAGAUUUUUUUUUUUCUUUUGGCACAAGGUAGCCUCCUUUCCUUUUUUUUCUUCGGAGCGAUUGAGAUCCCGAGUCCUUAACCAGAGAAUAGAAGAUUUUAAAAAUAAAAGAAAGAUCCUUUGGGUGCUUUUUACUGUCAAAGUACCAACAUGAAGAGGACAGGCUGCCGGAAGACUAAAUAUAGCCCUUUCCCUUGAUCGGAACAAUGUUCCUUCGUAGGUCAUUGAGUCAAUUCGACUAAUGGAGGAAAUUCCAUUAACCUGUCUGUCGUCCCCAAGACAUGCAGACAAAUGGCUUUUAGAAAUUAAAAACCAAAACAAAAGGUGUAAUUUAUGCUACGCCUGUGCAUUCUCAUAUUUAGAGAAUCCGCAUCAUUUAAAUUUAAGAAAAAAGUACGUACUAUCAAUUCUUCAAAAUAUUCUGCAAACAUCGCCUGAAAUCAUCGUUGAUAUUGUCAAUGAAGAUGAACUGAUUUCAUUCCAUAACAUCGAAGUCAUGUUAAGUUUAAUCAAAAGUAGUGACUCCAAAAUCAUAACCUUAGCUGGAGAGUGUCUUCUCCUUUUCUUAAGUCAUAUGAAAAAAGAAAAGUUUGGACUGGCUGUGGCGCAAAGUCUGACUGUUGAGGUGGAAGAAUGUGAAGACUAUGAGCAAAGGUUUUCUCAUUUCGUUUUUCUUGGUCGAAUUUUUGGAUUGUUUCCUGAAUUUGUUCCAACUAUUUUAAACGAACAUGACAAAUUGCUUCCCAUUUUAGCGAAUGGAAUGACAUAUCCUUCUGAAGAUGUUAAGUCGGCUGUUAUAUUUUUAGCUCUUCAAAUUUUCUCCACAGAAUUUUCCCACAAGAGUCAAAUCCUAAGUAUCUCGGAUCCUUUGUUUUCCAGAGGAAUACUUUCAGCAUUGAAAAGCUCUCAAAGCAAAGCUAUGAUGAUUAAUUCUUUAGGUAUAUUCAGUCGCUUUCAAUUAUGAUUUACAAACAUUGUUUACGACUUUUUCAAUUUAUUCAUUUGUUUGUUUUUGACUUAGCUAUUAUUUCAUAGCUAACC
Uloborus diversus is the source of this 1376-nucleotide messenger RNA. RefSeq lists its product as uncharacterized. Gene Ontology annotation, biological process: meiosis I. The record is from RefSeq and is a predicted model, not a curated record. Bases 577 to 1299 code for a protein of 240 amino acids. The transcript has 6 exons. NCBI's taxonomy places the organism in Eukaryota, Metazoa, Arthropoda, Arachnida, Araneae, Uloboridae.